This is a messenger RNA of Diceros bicornis minor, 4729 nucleotides long. RefSeq names its product MAGUK p55 scaffold protein 7 (gene MPP7). Gene Ontology annotation, cellular component: plasma membrane; cell-cell junction. Lineage: Eukaryota; Metazoa; Chordata; Mammalia; Perissodactyla; Rhinocerotidae. Bases 353 to 2122 code for a protein of 589 amino acids. Gene Ontology annotation, biological process: protein localization to adherens junction. Gene Ontology annotation, molecular function: protein binding. The record is from RefSeq and is a predicted model, not a curated record. The transcript has 20 exons.
GCCGCGGCGGUGCCGAGCCCGCUGGCUCCUGAUUGUCCUUUGCGGCGGCCGCGGUCGCUGGCUGCUUGCCUCCGGGCCCGGGGCUGCAGGCGCCAGGGUGAGCGCACCUCCCGCGGGCGGCUGCCCAGAGCAGAAAUAUGUGAGGUGUCCAGAAUAGAAGUUGGCUGCCUCAUGAAGAGCUGAGCUUCACCCGUUCACCCUGGAGUUAUUCAGCCAGGAUAUGUCAGAAACGGCCUGCCUGGUACAUAAAUCCCUGUAGACAGCGUGGCUGCAGGCCGUCGAGCUGGAAUUCCGUGCGGCUUUCUGAGCUGAGCGUGUUUGGAGUGUGGCGUCCCAGCCUGCAGCGUGCGUCAUGCCAGCUUUGUCCACAGGUUCUGGUAGUGACACAGGUCUGUAUGAACUGUUGGCUGCUCUGCCAGCCCAGCUGCAGCCACAUGUGGAUAGCCAGGAAGACCUGACCUUCCUCUGGGAUAUGUUUGGUGAAAAAAGCCUGCAUUCACUGGUUAAGAUUCAUGAAAAACUACACUACUAUGAGAAGCAGAAUCCCAUGCCCAUCCUGCACAGCGCGGCAGCCUUGGCCGAUGACCUGGCUGAAGAGCUUCAGAACAAGCCGUUCAACAGUGAGAUCAGAGAGCUGUUGAAACUACUGUCAAAACCCAAUGUGAAGGCUUUGCUCUCUGUACAUGAUACUGUGGCUCAGAAGAAUUAUGAUCCUGUAUUGCCUCCUAUGCCUGAUGAUAUUGAUGAUGAGGAAGACUCAGUAAAAAUCAUCCGUCUGGUCAAAAAUAGAGAACCACUGGGAGCUACCAUUAAGAAAGAUGAGCAGACAGGGGCCAUCGUUGUGGCUAGAAUCAUGAGAGGAGGAGCUGCAGACAGAAGUGGUCUUAUUCAUGUUGGUGAUGAACUUAGGGAAGUGAAUGGGAUACCAGUUGAGGAUAAAAGGCCUGAGGAAGUAAUUCAGAUUUUGGCUCAGUCCCAGGGAGCAAUUACAUUUAAGAUUAUACCCAGCAUCAAAGAGGAGACACCAGCUAAAGAAGGCAAGAUGUUUAUCAAAGCCCUCUUUGACUAUGACCCUAAUGAGGAUAAAGCCAUUCCAUGUAAGGAAGCUGGGCUUUCUUUCAAAAAGGGAGAUAUUCUUCAGAUUAUGAGCCAAGAUGAUGCAACAUGGUGGCAAGCGAAGCAUGAAGGUGAUGCCAAUCCCAGAGCAGGCUUGAUUCCUUCAAAGCACUUCCAGGAAAGGAGAUUGGCUCUGAGACGACCAGAAAUAUUGGUUCGGCCCCUGAAAGUUUCCAACAGGAAAUCAUAUGCUGAAUAUGCUGGUAACAACAGUGGAACCUAUCUAGCUGGUUUUAGAAGAAGUUUCCGUCUUAGUAGAAAAGAUAAGAAAACAAAUAAAUCCAUGUAUGAAUGCAAGAAGAGCGAUCAGUAUGAUACAGCUGACGUUCCCACCUAUGAGGAGGUGACCCCCUACCGGCGACAGACUAAUGAGAAACACAGACUUGUUGUCUUGGUUGGUCCGGUAGGAGUAGGUUUGAAUGAACUGAAACGAAAGCUGCUGAUCAGUGACACACAGCACUACGGUGUGACCGUGCCCCACACUACCAGAGCAAGAAGAAGCCAGGAGAGUGAUGGUGUUGAAUACAUUUUCAUUUCCAAGCAUUUGUUUGAGACAGAUGUACAAAAUAACAAGUUUAUUGAAUAUGGUGAAUAUAAAAACAACUACUACGGCACAAGCAUAGACUCAGUUCGGUCUGUCCUGGCGAAAAACAAAGUUUGUUUGUUGGAUGUUCAGCCUCAUACAGUGAAGCAUUUAAGGACACUAGAAUUUAAACCAUAUGUGAUAUUUAUAAAACCUCCAUCAAUAGAGCGUUUGAGGGAGACAAGAAAAAAUGCAAAGAUUAUUUCAAGCAGAGAUGACCAAGGUGCUGCAAAGCCCUUUACAGAAGACGACUUUCAAGAAAUGAUUAAAUCUGCACAGAUAAUGGAAAGUCAAUAUGGUCAUCUUUUUGACAAAAUUAUAGUAAAUGAUGAUCUCACCGUGGCAUUCAAUGAGCUAAAAACAACUUUUGAUAAAUUGGAGACAGAUACCCAUUGGGUUCCAGUGAGCUGGUUACAUUCAUAACUAAGGGAAAUUUCCAUAAUCACUUUUUCUUUUUUUUUUUUUUUUUGUAGUGUGCAUGUUAAAUCAGUUACCAUUUUGGUGGUAGAGUUUUUUAAUCUAUGUCACUGUUAUAGAUGAGCAAUCUUGGUUAAAACUGAAUGUUGAUUUUGUUUGUAUCUUUUUACAACCUUAUUUCAAACAGUGUUUGAGUAUAAGAUCCCAAAUCAAAAUUUGCAGAGUACUGUAUUCUGAGCAAAGCUUUGAACCUUCUGGUUGUCUUUAAUAUGCAGCUCUAUCUCCAAGAUGAGGCUGAACUUUUUAGAGAGGCAUCGCUAGAGGAUAUAUAUUGGAGUUCAGUGCUUCAGCUGGUCUCAGACGUGGUCACUGCCAUCAAGUUCUCAUAUUAGCAGUUGAAAGUAUUAAUUUAGCUGCCUUGGCAGCUCCAGACAGACGGGACAGCUUUGCUGUCUUUUGGGUGGAUCAUCAUAGAUUCACCUGAGAAUAAGGAGAAUAAGGCUGAGAAUAAGGAGGAGUCCUCUUACUAUUCUAAAACUGCAACUUUUCUCUUACAUAUACACGAUAUAUUGACAGUGUGUGCAUUUAAAAAUCUUAAAGGAAUUACUGAAAAUUUUCCUUAGUGAGUAGCCUUCAUGUUAUAGCUUGAGAAGGCCUUCCUUAUGAGUACAUAUCAGUGACUCAACAAAUUUUUAAAAGUCUAUCUUCCCUUAUUAUAUAUAUAACUAAAAACCUUUCCUUACAGCAUUAGUCUUAGUAAGAAUGGUGAUACCUUGGGGCAAGUAAUGAUUACAAAGGACAUUUUUAUUUGUAAAUCCUCAGAUAACAUUUCUGGAGUCACCAAAAGGGUUUUUUUUUUAGCUGGCUUUGACUUUUCCCAAUAAAUUAUAAGAAUGUGACUCCUAUUCUAAAAGUAAAUGUUUUACAUGUUACUGAUACAUAUGUUAAAUAAAAUAUGAUCAUUGUCAAAUAUGUGCAAUUGAUCACCAUAUAUUUAAAUUGCACUAAGGUGUAUUUUAGAAAACUUUCCAUGUAAACUUAUUUCUUCAUCAUCAAAAUAAUUUUUAACACUGGCUAGAUAACCAUCCUAAUCUUGCCAUUUUUAAGGAAUUUUAAGAAAGACUCUUAUAUUGUAAAUAUUUAGAUGAGAUCUCUCGUUUUUCUUUGAUACUACUGAUCUUCAGCAAGUAAAUUAUAUAGCUCAAAAUACUAGAAAUGUCCUGCCAUUCUUGCAUGCAGUAAAACCCUGCCAAUCAAAAAUCAUUGCAUCUGUGACUUUCAAACAGAAAAAAUAUUUUUUGUUGAUUUGUAAAGAGAGUUUAGAUGUCAUGCUUAAAGAAAAAUAGAAUGUAGUGAAAUUUUAUAUAUUUAUGAAAUAUUUGAAAGGCAUAUUUUUUUAAUUAUCAAAUGGGGCUAUUCAUAAAGUAAACUGAUUGUAUGUAAAGAUGUCCUAAUUUAAAGUAAUAGUUUUAUAAGUCAGAGUCAACAUUCCAUGUAAAUAUUUGACCUUUAUUCGUACACAGAUAGAUCCACAUGUGUGUUACGUGUGCACCGCACAUUUGAUAGCAUUAUCCACUGGAUUUCCUUCAGACCUGUCAAAUUUCACAUAAGAAACAGAGACAAAGACUACUGCACUGGCCUUGAUACACACUCACACCAAAAUAGAUAAUCAGACUGUUAUUUAACAACAUAAUCCAAACAGUGAGUUCUAAGUUUAUUAGCUAAAUAGCAAGCAAUUUAUUAAAAAAAAAAGUGGGGAAGAGGGUUGCCAAAUCUGAUAUAAAGCCAUACUUUAACAUUGUGUGGCUGGUCUAAGAAAAGACAAGUCUCACAUAGAGGGUUUGGGUAGAAUAUUCUCUUGAAUGUUGACUAAAAUUUCCUAUAAAUCAAGACUUCCUGUACAAAGAGUAAUGGGAAAUGUAUAAUAAUUUAGGCAAUCAUCUGAAUAAUUUAGGUAGCCCAAAUUCUUUGUUUUGAAAUAGCUGCAUUGAUCUUUUUUUUUUCCAUUUGCAGACAUUUCCCUGAAUUCUUUACUGUGGGGUAGAGAUAUAGUGUAGGGUGGGGGAAACAGAGUCCUUUUUGUUGGUGGUGAUGAUGAGGGUGUUAUAAAAAGGUAACUGUCUAGACCUUUCUCCCUUCUUACACUAGAACUGAACAAUAUUUUUAAAAUAAAAGAAAAGGGGCACUGUGGCAAUUUGAGAAAUCUUUUUAUCAGGUAGUAAUCGUGGUCUUGCAAGUUAUGUUUACAUGGCCAUCUUGAUGCUUAGAGAUUUGGUUAAAAUUUAAUAAGGCAGAGCCAACUCCAAGGGCUUGUUGGUCACUGUAGCAAAAAGCCAGUGAUUCUGUACUUUCUGCAUCCCCAACCUCCUCCUCCAGCAAGGAGACUCACACACACUCCUCACUCGACUGGUUCUUUUAGCAGCCCACUCCCAAGACAGAGUGUCAGCCACUAUUUGAGAGAAGAGGAAUGUUUAUAUUUUUUAAGUCCAUAUAUUUAAAAUCCAAGAUCAAGAAGGAAAUUCUAUAGUCCCAUGAUUAACAAAUUAGAGUAGGUUAAAAAUAAAAAAGUGAAAUUGAAAUACAAUUUUUUAUAUUUUACUUACCAAUAUAGAU